CAAUGGGAAGCGAGAAGCGGUUGAGGCGCCAUGACGGAGCCGAGCAGUGUGCCGCCGGGGUGCCCUGAGGCGGUGGCUGUGGGGCCAGCCGCAGAGCGGGGGGCUGCAGGAGAUGCCCCAGCCUCGACGUUGCCCCCGUGGCCCCGGGCCCACGGGGGCAGCAGCGACAGCGACAGUGACGUCGAGGGCCCCCGGCCCCCCCGGAGACCCCGGCCCAAGCGCCGGCGCCUGCACCUUGGCCCCGGUGUUCCCAGCAUCCCCGUCUACUCUAACAAGGUGAACAGCUGUUUCCGGCUGUGCCCCACAGCAGUGCAGCUCCGGGACUUGCCAGCCCCCCAACAGCAGGGAGCAGAGCCCCCCAUAGACACUGAUGCUGAAGAAGAAGAAGAAAAGGAGGAAGAGGAAGAGGAGGAGGAGGAGGAGGAGAAAGAUGAAAGGAAAGCAGAGCCAGUGCUGGAGCCAGAACCGUCGGAGGGGGCCACAAUCCCCGUGUCGCCCUGCUCCCCGCAGCCCCGGAGCAGCCGGACGCGGCGCAUCAUCCGGGACGUGGACCGGCGCCUGCGGGGUCUCAGCUCGCUGGUGCUGGGCUCCGCGGUGGCGCCGGAGCCCGACGUGGUGCUGCUGGAGCCCCCGGCGCCGCCGGCCCCCCGGCUGCUGCGGCUGAAGGUGCAGUGCCGGGCCGAGCUCCACCGCGUGCCGCUGCAGACGUCGGAGCCGCUGCGGGCGGUGGUGGAGCACAUGGCGCAGGUGCUGCGGGUGCCGCCAGGCCGGAUCCUGCUGCUGCUGCGGGACCGGGAGCUGGAGCCCAGCGCCACCCCCCCAGGCCCUGGGGCUGGGGGUCGCCGACAUCGUGGAGUGUGUGGUGGACGCCGGAGCCGGGGGGGAGCCGGAGCCAGAGCCGGCACCGGGCCCCGGGGAGCUGCGGCUGACAGUGCAGGGGCAGGACCGGCGCUCGCUGCUGCGGCUCAAUGUGCCCAAGGCGCAGCCGCUGUGCGGGCUCAUGGAGCGGUACCGGGCGGCGCGGGGGCUCGGCGCCCGCCCCCUGCACUUCUUCUUCGAGGGCCGGCGCCUGGCGGGGAGCUGCACCCCCGAGGAGCUGGGCAUGGAGCAGGACGACGUCAUCGAGGUCUGGGGCUAGCCCCGCCCCGCGCCCCCCGCUGCGGUGGCACCGUGACGUCAUCGCGGCGCCCUGCCGUGAUGUCACCGAGCCGCACGUCCCCCCCUGCCCCGUCCUGCUGUGGCGUCAUCGGCUCCCGGGCAUCCCCGGGCCGCGCCGACCAAUAAACCUGUUUCUGGCA
Rhea pennata is the source of this 1298-nucleotide messenger RNA. It is a transcript of the gene NFATC2IP, whose product is annotated as nuclear factor of activated T cells 2 interacting protein. Gene Ontology annotation, biological process: cytokine production; positive regulation of transcription by RNA polymerase II. The record is from RefSeq and is a predicted model, not a curated record. The transcript is spliced from 9 exons. Lineage: Eukaryota; Metazoa; Chordata; Aves; Rheiformes; Rheidae. Bases 31 to 1284 code for a protein of 417 amino acids.